AAUAUAAUAUCACGAAAUGUCAAAUGAUAAAAAUUUAAGGGUGAAAACCGGUCGUCGUCGCUUUCCAUCUGACAUAUCUCACGCCGAUUUGAAUCCAGAAAUUCAAUCGCAAUCAACUCCAUCCCAAACAUCUACCUUCCCCACAAAAAUGUCGUCAGGUUGUGCUCUGUUGUGCGAAAUCAUAUUUGCACUUCUUCUUCCUCCUCUCGGAGUUUGUCUCCGAUACGGUUGCUGCACCGCGGAGUUCUUUGUAUGCUUAUUGUUGACUCUUCUGGGUUAUCUUCCCGGGAUAAUCUAUGCCCUCUAUGCGAUCGUACUGGUCAAUCCAGAUCGUGACGAUUACCGCGACCGCUACUAUACACUUGCUUAACGAUGAUUCUUGGGGGUAUUUACAAAAACCUAUUUGAUGCUAUUACAUCAACACAUAUGAAACGAUCAUCAUCAACAAAUUGUUGUCUUCAUUUGCUUGCGAUUUGAGUUCUGCGAUCUUUAAGUAGUAUAGUUAAUAAGGUUAUUGGGACUUGUUUCAUGACGACACCUGUAGUUAUGUAUGAAUAUGUUAUUGAUACGUAUUAAAGUAAAAUGUUAAGGUAGCUAUGAGUUUUUGAAGUAUAAUCAUGUUGUCUUUACUCUUUACUCAGUUCUUGCUUAAUCUGUAGUAUCUGAUUUGUUUGAUCAUAUAUCUUUUGAUGA
Molecule: messenger RNA, 693 nt
Organism: Lactuca sativa (garden lettuce)
Lineage: Eukaryota; Viridiplantae; Streptophyta; Magnoliopsida; Asterales; Asteraceae
Product: PMP3 family protein At2g24040
Cellular component (GO): membrane
Source: RefSeq, a predicted model, not a curated record